This is a messenger RNA of Meleagris gallopavo (turkey), 3144 nucleotides long. It is a transcript of the gene AARS2, whose product is annotated as alanyl-tRNA synthetase 2, mitochondrial. Gene Ontology annotation, cellular component: cytoplasm; mitochondrion. Lineage: Eukaryota; Metazoa; Chordata; Aves; Galliformes; Phasianidae. The record is from RefSeq and is a predicted model, not a curated record. Gene Ontology annotation, molecular function: alanine-tRNA ligase activity; aminoacyl-tRNA deacylase activity; ATP binding. Gene Ontology annotation, biological process: alanyl-tRNA aminoacylation.
CGCCGCGACCCGACCCUCCUUUUCGUCAACUCGGGCAUGAACCAGUUCAAGCCCGUUUUCCUGGGCACGGCGCAUCCCCGCAGCGAGCUGGCGCAGCAGCGGCGGGUGGUGAACAGCCAGAAGUGUGUGCGUGCUGGGGAGCACAACGACCUGGAGGACGUGGGCCGUGACACCUACCACCACACCUUCUUCGAGAUGCUGGGGAACUGGUCCUUUGGGGAUUACUUCAAGGAGGAGGCGUGUAGCAUGGCCUGGGAGCUCCUGACAGAGGUCUAUGAGAUCCCAAAGGAUCGUCUCUACGUCACAUAUUUUGGCGGAGACUCUUCACUGGGGCUGAGCGCAGAUGAGGAGUGCAGGGAUGUAUGGCUCAGCUUGGGAGUGCCUGCCAGCCAUGUGCUGCCUUUCCCAAUGAAGGACAACUUCUGGGAGAUGGGUGACACAGGUCCCUGCGGUCCUUGCACGGAGAUCCACUAUGACCAUGUGGGUGGUGGUAGAAAUGCUUCAGCACUGGUGAACCAGGGCAGCCCUGAUGUAGUGGAGAUCUGGAACCUGGUCUUCAUGCAGUAUAGCAGAGAGGUGGAAGGGAAUUUGCUUCCCUUGCCUCAGCACCAUGUGGAUACAGGAAUGGGCUUAGAAAGGCUGGUGACAGUUCUGCAGAACAAACGAUCCAACUACGACACAGAUCUCUUCACUCCCAUCUUGGAUGCCAUUCACAAGGGCUGUGGGGGGCCCAGAUACCAAGGUCUGGUUGGGAAUGCGGAUGUUGGGCACGUGGAUAUGGCCUACCGUGUGGUGGCAGAUCAUGUGCGGACCUUGUGUGUAUGCAUCACUGAUGGCAUCUACCCAGGCUUCUCUGGAGCAGAACUGGUGCUGCGUCGGAUUCUGCGCAGGGCUGUUCGCUUUUGUUCUGAAGUCCUUCAUGCUCCACAUGGGCUUUUGGCCUCCCUUGUGCCUACUGUAGUGGAAGUGCUGGGAGAUGCCUAUCCAGAGCUGAGGAAGAACGCAGACCAGGUUAUGGAUAUCAUCAAUGAGAAUGAAGUUGCUUUUCUGUCCUCCCUUGAGCGUGGGAGGCGCAUCAUUGAGCGGACAGUGCAGCAGAUGAAGCCUUCUGCAAAUUUCCCAGCUGAAGUAGCCUGGUCUCUCUAUGGGAAUUUGGGGUUCCCCCUGGAUCUGAUUGACUUGAUGCUUGAAGAAAAGGGAAUCUGUUUGGAUUCAGCUGCUUUUAAUGAGCUUGUUCUAGAGGAUGCUAAGCGGAAGGCUCGUGGCCCACAGGAAGGGCAACAGCUGGAAGGCACUGUUGUGCACCUCGAUGUGCACUCUCUGGCUCAGCUACAGAGAGACAACAUACCUGCUACUGAUGACUCUCCAAAAUACUCCUACAAGCUUGGGCAGCACGGGCAGUAUGAGUUCAGCCCGUGCCAGGCCACCAUCCUGAUGCUGUACAGAGAUCAGUCUCUUCAGAAGGAGGUCGGGGCAGGGCAGCACUGUGGUGUCAUCUUGGACAGGACUAACUUUUAUGCAGAGCAGGGUGGGCAAGACUCUGACCAAGGUUACCUGAUACGCUUAGGACAGCAGGACGUACUCUUCCCUAUAGAGUCAGUUCGUCUCUGUGGUGGUUAUGUGAUCCAUGAAGUCACUGCUGUAGAAACCCUGCGUGCUGGAGACCAAGUGCAGCUCUUUGUGGAUGAGGUCCAGCGGCUGGCCUGCAUGACAAACCACACUGCUACCCACUUGCUAAACUUCGCUCUACGCCAUGUUCUGGGUGACAGCACAGAGCAACGAGGCUCCCAUGUGACAGCAGAACAACUGCGCUUCGACUUUAAUGUCAAGGGCCCUGUGACCGUGGAGCAGCUGCAGCAAGUGGAGCAGGUGGUCCAGAAUGUGAUCAAGCGAAAUGAGGCUGUGUAUAUGGCUGAGGUCCCACUUGCACUGGCAAGAAGAGUUCAGGGACUCCGUGCUCUAGACGAGGGGUAUCCAGAUCCAGUGAGGAUGGUGUCCUUGGGAAUUCCCGUGGAGACUGUGCUAACCAGCAACACUCAGGCUGCAAUGCAAACCUCUGUGGAGCUCUGCUGUGGGACACACCUUCUACAGACAGGAGCAAUGGAGGAUCUGGCCAUUGUCAGUGAACGUCAGCUUGUUAAAGGGAUUAGUCGUGUCAUUGCUGUGACAGGGAGACAAGCCAAACAGGCCCGAGAAGUAGGUCAGUGCUUGGCUAUGGAAGUGGACUCUGUCUCAAUACGGAUGAAGCAGAGGAGCAGCACCUCUGUUCUCGAGAUGCAGAACCUCUCCAAAGAAGUGGGACAGUUAACCAAAGUGGUGGCCAGCACUACAAUGCCCCAGUGGCAGAGAAAAGAACUGCAGAGCAUCCUCAAAUCGCUGCAGCGAACCGCCAACACAGCCAUCAAGAAACUGGAGAUGCAGCAGGCUGAAGAGAAGGCACAAAGGCUGCUAGCAAAACACUGCAACCAACCUGUCAUUAUUGAUACUGUCCCAGCUGACUCCCUGUCUAUCCUAAUGAAGGUAGUGAACCAGCUUUGUGACAAGUCACCUGGCACAUCAGUCCUGCUGCUCAGCCCUCAGGAUUCUGGGGAGGUGCUCUGUGCCUGUCAGGUGUCCAAGAAUUGCCUCCCCGUGUUCUCUGCUGCUGACUGGGCCGUGGCUGUUUGUACACAGAUGGAAGGCAAGGCAGGAGGUUCUCCUGUCGUCGCUAAGGGCAGUGGAAAUGCCAAGGGCAUGCAGGGAGCCCUGACUACUGCUCUGGAAUUCGCUCGGAGUAAACUCUGAAAUAACUGAUGCUUUGGUAGCAGGACAGCUGUAAGCUAUGUGGAUUCUUGAUGCAGAGUUGAUAUGAAAGGUGUGGCAGCUCUCACAGUGAACACUGCUGCAACCACUGCGUUGGAGCACCUGGCACCUGGCACCUGGCCAUCAGGGCUGAGCAGAGAGUCUGUUCCUGAUGCCACUAACAGAAUGAUGCUGUCUGUCCUCAGCACGGGCAUAUGGGGAUUGAGCCUCAGAAGGCACCAGCUUCUUCUUCUGGAAUAGUGCAGUUCUUGUCACGAGACCAGUACUGGGAAGUUCUGAGAGCAUGACUGUCUUAUUCCAAAGUUAUUAAAGGAUGGAGAGUGUUUGAUCUCUCUGAUGUUU